AUCCCAUACGACAACUAUAUUGUAAACAUACACAAACCUUCAACGUUUAAUUCGAUAAACUCACCCAAUUUUAAAAUUGACUACGGAGGUCCCGCGGAAUUUGAUCCCAUACAUAGGGUAAAUAAAUUGUGCGGAGCACAAAUUGAGUUUUAAUUUUGAGCGGUUAACUUCUUUAUUUACUUUAGUGUUUAUUAUUUCAAGUACGUAUUGUUUUGAUUUAAUUAUCCUGAUCAAGUUCGUCCAUUGGCUGAGAUAUGAGAUCGCUCCCUCCUCCCAGAGUUACGAGAUCUAGAAGAUGGAAAAGAAUUAGAAGAGCUAUUGCUUCAUUAUUCACUCGGGGUAAGAUUUCUGAUACUGCUGCUUUUAUUCCCAGUUCCAAAAUCAAUAUGAAUCCAUCUAUUUCUACUAUUAAGAAGUCACGAUUCACUUCAAGGUUUCGGAAAAGCAAUUUUACUGAUGGAAUCGGGUUAAGAGAAAGUGCCAAUGCUGGUAUAAAGACAGCUGGAAUGUUUGGUAAAAUGUUAACUAAGGCAUCAUUCCCAUUUUUAAAUCAUACAUCGUCUCAGAUCAACAUGACAGUUAAGUUUUGAAGACUAAUUACCAUCAUUAACUUGAUUACAUCAUAUCCAUUAUAUAUAGUCAAAUGAUAAUAAUUGGCUUUAUUGGUUUAAGAAGCAAUUUGGCUGUAAAAAAAUAGUUGCAGUAAAUUUUGGUCAUGUGAUCGACUUGAGAUGAGAAAAAAAAUUUAAGUCUUUUUGAAAAAUAUGGCAAAUAGGUAA
Molecule: messenger RNA, 779 nt
Organism: Scheffersomyces coipomensis
Lineage: Eukaryota; Fungi; Ascomycota; Pichiomycetes; Serinales; Debaryomycetaceae
Exons: 1
Coding region: 255-590 (111 amino acids)
Source: RefSeq, a predicted model, not a curated record